This is a messenger RNA of Salvelinus namaycush (lake trout), 2442 nucleotides long. Its product is annotated as protocadherin alpha-C2-like. The record is from RefSeq and is a predicted model, not a curated record. The coding region runs from base 1 to 2442 and encodes 813 amino acids. Gene Ontology annotation, cellular component: plasma membrane. Gene Ontology annotation, molecular function: calcium ion binding. The transcript is spliced from 2 exons. NCBI's taxonomy places the organism in Eukaryota, Metazoa, Chordata, Actinopteri, Salmoniformes, Salmonidae. Gene Ontology annotation, biological process: homophilic cell-cell adhesion.
AUGGAGGUGCACAUUAGUGGAGAGCCCCGGAGAAGGUAUGUCGCGGUCUUUCUUCUUCUCUCUGCCGUCUUGAACACGGCAUCUGCGGUUACUCACUAUUCCAUUCCCGAAGAGAUCGAGGAAGGCUCCGUUGUUGCUAAUUUAGCUGCUGAUUUGGGGUUGGAUGCUAAAAUCAUGGCUCGACGUAAAAUACGGUUGGAUGUUAUCGCCAAUAAGAGGUAUCUGGAGAUAAACAAAGACACAGGGGAGCUACUGAUAGCGGAGAAGAUUGACAGAGAAUACUUAUGCAACGUUAAGACGUCAUCUUGUUUCCUCAAAAUGGAUGUUACCAUCGAAAACCCAAUUAGACUAUUUAAUAUUGAAGUGGAAAUAAUGGACAUAAAUGACAACUCGCCCCAAUUUCGCAGGGACACCAUGCACCUGGAUAUAUCUGAAUCCACCGCUGCAGGAGAACGAUUCUCGCUAACCAAUGCAGUAGACCCAGAUUUCGGUGCAAACUCUAUCAAUACGUAUCACUUAAGCGAGAGUGAGCAUUUCAGUAUAGAGAUUCAGACCGGAAGAGACGGGUCAAAGUUUGCUGAUUUGAUUCUUAAAAAGGUUUUAAACCGAGAGGAGCAGGCGGUUCAUAAUCUAAUACUCACCGCUGUAGAUGGUGGAGUCCCCGCGCGCUCCGGUACAGCCAACAUCAUUGUUCGCGUUAUAGAUACGAAUGACAACGCCCCUCAAUUUGAUAAAGAACGCUACAACAUUAAUGUGAUGGAAAACUCUCCAAUUGGGAGCCUUGUGGUUAAAUUGAAUGCAACAGACUUAGAUGAGGGUACCAAUUCGGAAAUAGUAUAUUCAUAUAGUCUUUAUACAUCAGAUAAAACCCAACAGACUUUCAGUUUGAAUUCCAAAAAUGGUGAAAUCAGAGUCAAAGAAAUGAUAAAUUAUGAAGAUUUCAGGAUUUAUGACAUGGAAGUUAUAGCAACUGAUAAGGGGCCUAAUUCAUUGUCAGGGCAGAGUAAAUUAACUAUUUUGGUCACAGAUAUGAAUGAUAAUCACCCUGAGAUAUCAAUCAAAUCGUUUCAAAGCCCUGUCAAGGAGGAUAUUCCAGUAGACAGUGUGAUAGCAGUGGUUAGUGUCAGCGAUAAAGAUUCAGGUGAAAAUGGGAUAGUUGAUAUUCGUAUUGCUGAUACAUUACCUUUUGCAUUGAGAGAGUCUUCUGAUAAUUAUUAUGAGUUAGUAGUUUCACAACCUCUGGAUCGUGAGAAGGUCCCAGAAUAUGAAAUCACUUUUACCGUAACAGACAGGGGUUCCCCUCCACUAUCUGACAACGAAACUAUGACUUUAGAACUACUAGACGUUAACGACAACGUUCCACAGUUCCCUCAGUCGUUCUACACUAUUCCCGUUAUGGAGAAUAACGCACCUGGGGCCUUGCUAAGUUCCCUCACUGCGUUUGAUCCAGACCUCCAUGAAAACCAGUAUCUAGUUUAUUUCAUCAUAGAGAAGGAGAUAGUGAACACCUCCUUGUCAAUGCUGUUCUCCAUCAAUCCGGAGAACGGUAAUCUUUACGCACUAAAGACGUUUGACUAUGAGAUAGAGAAGGAGUUCCUUUUCCACGUCGAGGCCAGAGACUCUGGUGUUCCUCCGCUCAGCAGUAACGUGACUGUCCACAUCAUUAUUGUGGACCAGAACGACAACACCCCGGUCAUAGUGUCUCCGUGGCGCGCGCACGGCUCCGUGGUGGAGGAGAAGAUCCCCAGAUCCACCGAUAAAGGAUCCCUGGUCUCCAAGGUGAUAGCCAUAGACACGGACUCGGUCCAGAACUCUCGGAUUACAUACCAGUUUCUACAGGUUACUGACGCCACCUUAUUCAGUCUGGACCAAUACAACGGAGAGAUACGUACUAUGAGGAUGUUCAGUUACAGAGAUCCGCGUCAUCAACGGCUGGUUGUCAUCGCCAAGGACAACGGGAAUCCUGCUCUCUCUGCUACAGUUACCAUAAAGCUCUCAACAGUGGAGACUGCCGUUAAAGCCUACUCUGACAUGACGGAAGUGCCUCUAGAAUAUGACAUAUUUUCAGAUUUAAACCUGUAUUUGGUGAUCGGCCUGGGCUCCGUGUCCUUUCUGUUAUUGAUCACCAUAUUGGUCACCUGUGUGCUGAAGUGUCAGAAACCAAUGCCCAGUAAAGCGGCCCCUCCCAGUAGGAACAGCGUGAUCAGUGAGAGGAAUUCGACCAUCGCGGAUUCCACCCUGGUCUCCAACGAUGCCUACUGGUACAGUCUGUUUCUAGCGGAGACGAGGAAAGGAAAGCUGGUAGUCAGACAGCCUGUGCCGAAGGCGGGUUCCAGAUACAUUGUGUCCAGUCUACCAAGGAGCACGGGAUUGACAGAGACCAGCGACUCAGCGGCCUCUACUCUGCAGGGGUCGACCACCACUGGCAGCAGUUCCUCGUAA